Molecule: messenger RNA, 333 nt
Organism: Pieris macdunnoughi
Lineage: Eukaryota; Metazoa; Arthropoda; Insecta; Lepidoptera; Pieridae
Source: the annotation of a GenBank genome assembly
AUGGCGUAUAACUCUAAGAAUACUCUGGCAAUUCUGGAUAAACUUGAUAUCGACAGUGAAAAGCCAUCUGAAGAAGAGAUUGCAAGAAUCUUCGGGUAUGAAGAAUCUUACCUUGCUGGGGAGCUCGGCCCCUGGCAGAGGAUCAAGCCCAAAGUCUGGGCCCUGUUUGACGAACCUUCUAGUUCACCUUCUGCAAAGGUAACCUUAAACGUCUGUGAUAACACAGUAGAGUAUAGUGGCAUGGUAUGUCUUGGCGUGGUCGUUCGUUCAUUGACAUUCAAAUCCCCGCUGAAUCCAUGGAUUUUUGAAGCUAUACUUCUUUUGGCGCGUUAA